UGCGAGAAAAAAAAAAGAAUGCUGCCGAAUCGACUGAGACCAGUGCAAGAGAUUGGUCAGUCAUGGAGGUAGGUGAGCGGGCAGUCAUUUAGACAUCUCUCAUCAAACAACCCACCUGCCCUUUUGAACGAAAUACCAUUGCUAAUCUUAUAUCAAUUGUACACUGUAAAAUGUACACCUCUUCUUGAAACCAAAUUUCUUUGUAUAUUUGGCUGUUUGCGAAUUUGUAUUCAUUUGGAGGCUUAAAUGGCAACUCUCAUUGGGGACAGUAAAUCUGCAGUUCAACCUUCUGAAGAACAGGUUGUCCUUGAUGAACAAAUAGGCCACAUUCGGGUGGUUACACUCAACAGUCCUCGUAAAUUGAAUAUUAUUUCAUCAAAAGUGGUCUCCCGAUUAGCAGAGCUCUUUGAAAAAUGGGAGGAUGAGAAAGAGGCUGAGAUUAUAAUAAUCAAGGGAACCGGGCGAGCAUUUUCUGCUGGGGGAGACUUGAAAAUGUUUUAUGAGGGAAAGGCAGAUGAAUCUUGGAUUGAGGUUGUUUAUAGAAUGUAUUGGCUUCUAUACCAUCUUCAUACAUACAAGAAAACUCUGGUUGCAAUUGUUCAUGGGCUUGCCAUGGGAGGAGGUGCAAGUUUUGCAGUUCCAUCCACGUUCUCAGUUGUUACAGAGAACACUGUAUUUGCAACUCCUGAGGCUGGAUUUGGAUUUCACACUGACUGCAGCUUCUCAUACGUUCUGUCACAUCUUCCAGGACAUCUUGGGGAAUAUUUAGCAUUAACAGGAGCACGGUUUGAUGGCGCAGAGAUGGUUGCAACUGGUCUUGCCACUCAUUAUGUUCCGAGUAAGAAAUUGCCAGAACUUGAGAAGCGUCUAGUCAGCUUGAGUUCUGGAGAACGUGAAGCUGUGAAGGCCAGUAUCGAAGAAUUUUCUAUUCAAGUCAAGCCUGGGGAGAAAAGCAUUCUGAAUAAUAUUCCAUUGAUUGAUAAGUGCUUCUCCAAGGAUACGGUAGAGGAGAUCAUAGAAUCUUUAGUCGCUGAAAGCAACACAGAAGGAAACGAAUGGGUCAAAGAAACCAUCAAGACUCUGAAAAGAUCUUCUCCAUCAGGAUUAAAGAUAACUUUGCAAUCGAUUCGACGAGGUCGUAAACAAAUACUAUUUGAAUGCCUAAAGAAGGAGUUCAGGCUCACAAUAAACACUUUGAGAGGACUGAUAUCCAAUGAUAUGUAUGAGGGUAUCCGAGCAAUAAUGAUUGAAAAAGACAACUCUCCUAAGUGGAAUCCUCUCUCUUUGAGUGAAAUCACUGAAGAGAAGCUUGAGUUAGUCUUUAAUCCAUUCAAGGAUGAAUUUGAACUACAGCUACCGGAAGAAGGGAAAAUAGCCAGGUGGGAAGGGAAAUAUGAAAAUUCAAGCUACCAAAAGAAGUAGGAUCGAUACCUCUACGGUUUCCUUUCAAAAUAUGGAGCUAAAUAAGUGAAGGCAUAAAAUAUGUUGAUGCCAAUUGGAGAGUGGCGAUCCUUGUUUUAUUUGAAAUUGAACACUUCCUUGUGACUGUGAAAGUAUAUCAACUAUAUUAAUAGAGUUCCAUGUUUCACUAUUUA
Messenger RNA from Cryptomeria japonica (Japanese cedar), 1595 nucleotides. Its product is annotated as 3-hydroxyisobutyryl-CoA hydrolase-like protein 5. Gene Ontology annotation, molecular function: 3-hydroxyisobutyryl-CoA hydrolase activity. The coding region runs from base 247 to 1422 and encodes 391 amino acids. The record is from RefSeq and is a predicted model, not a curated record. The transcript is spliced from 16 exons. NCBI's taxonomy places the organism in Eukaryota, Viridiplantae, Streptophyta, Pinopsida, Cupressales, Cupressaceae. Gene Ontology annotation, biological process: L-valine catabolic process.